AUCGAGUCUACCAGUUACGAGAUCAUGCUGUAUUCGUUGUAUUUGGAAGAAGGAGUGCAGUGCAAAAUGGUUAAUGAAGUAAAGAGUUAUUCUCAGUAUACCAAGCGGAGUUGUUCAUGUGAUGCUGGCUGGAUUUCUAUAUCCUCUUUAUCCCGUAUUACUGAUGAGUUGGUUCAUCUGGAUAGUAGGGAGAUAGAAGAGGAGGAAUGUCUGCUAAAAUGCCAGCGAGAGUUA
This is a messenger RNA of Cryphonectria parasitica EP155, 234 nucleotides long. RefSeq lists its product as uncharacterized. Lineage: Eukaryota; Fungi; Ascomycota; Sordariomycetes; Diaporthales; Cryphonectriaceae. The transcript has 2 exons. The annotation marks the transcript as partial. The record is from RefSeq and is a predicted model, not a curated record.